Messenger RNA from Musa acuminata subsp. malaccensis (wild Malaysian banana), 1438 nucleotides. RefSeq names its product abscisic acid 8'-hydroxylase 3-like. NCBI's taxonomy places the organism in Eukaryota, Viridiplantae, Streptophyta, Magnoliopsida, Zingiberales, Musaceae. Gene Ontology annotation, molecular function: iron ion binding; (+)-abscisic acid 8'-hydroxylase activity; heme binding. Gene Ontology annotation, biological process: sterol metabolic process. The record is from RefSeq and is a predicted model, not a curated record.
AGUCCAUCGAGAGACAGAAGGGACGGUGGGAAUGGCCUGUGGGGUUCUGUACGCCUUCCUUCUCCUGGCCAUUGCAACCUCUCUCUUCAUGAGGAAGCUCAAGAAGAAGUCGCAGGACAAGCUUAAGCUCCCGCCUGGCUCCAUGGGAUGGCCUUACGUCGGAGAGACCCUUCAACUUUACUCGCAGGAUCCUAAUGCCUUCUUCGACACCAGAGAGAAGAGGUACGGCGAGAUCUUCAAGACGCGGCUGCUGGGUUGCCCCUGCGUGAUGCUGGCCAGCCCGGAGGCGGCGAGGUUCGUGCUGGUGACGCGAGCUCAUCUGUUCAAGCCCACCUACCCGAAGAGCAAGGAACAGAUGAUCGGCCCGUGGGCGCUUUUCUUCCACCAAGGCGACUACCACAUGCGGCUGAGGAAGCUCGUCCAGAGCUCGGUGGCGCCCGUGGCGCUUCGUGGCCUCGUCACCAGCGUCGAACGGAUGGUGGUCUCCAUGCUGGAAUCGUGGGUCGGUCGGGAAGUGGCUGCUUUCCAUGCAUUGAAGGAGUUCUCCUUUGAUGUGGGAAUCCUCGCAGUCUUCGGAGGUCGUUUGGACGAGCGGUCCAAGGCAGAGCUCAAAAAGAACUACUCCGACGUCGACAAGGGCUACAAUUCGUUCCCCACCUGCAUCCCUGGGACGCCGUACCAGAAAGCAAUCCAAGCAAGGAAACGACUGGGUAGGAUAGUGGGCGAUAUCAUGAACGAGAGGAGGAGGAAGAAGGGCGUGUGGGAGAACGAUCUGCUGGGCCAUCUCAUGGACUCCAAGGACGACAAGGGAGAGCUCCUGACGGACGACCAGAUCGCCGACAACAUCGUCGGCGUACUGUUCGCGGCACAGGAUACCACGGCCAGCGCCCUGACGUGGAUCCUCAAGUUCCUCCACGACGACCCCAAGCUUCUUGAUUCUGUCAGAGCCGAGCAAAUGGUCAUCCAGGAAAGCAACCAGCUUGGAGCUCGACCCUUGACAUGGAGCCAAACCAGAAGCAUGGUGCUGACUCACAAGGUCAUACUGGAGAGUCUGAGGAUGGCGAGCAUCAUCUCGUUCCCUUUUAGGGAGGCGGUGGCGGAUGUCGAGUACAAAGGAUUCCUUAUACCGAAGGGAUGGAAAGUGAUGCCUUUGUUCAGGAACAUACAUCACAACCCAGAGUUCUUCCGCGACCCAUGGGUGUUCGACCCCAGCAGAUUCGAGGUCGCUCCAAAGCCCAACACGUUCUUGCCAUUCGGUAGCGGAGCUCACGCCUGCCCCGGUAACGAGCUAGCCAAGCUGGAAAUGCUCAUUUUGAUCCACCAUCUGGUGACCAAGUACAGGUGGGAGAUCGUGGGAAGCCAGGGAGAGAUCGAGUACCGCCCUUUCCCUGUUCCCAAGCACGGCUUACCGGCCAAGCUGUGGAGGCGGCAGCAGUAA